GCAGAAUAGGAAGAAACAGUUGAUCAGGACUGAUCAGAGGACUAAUCGCUAUGUUUUUUCUCCAGCUGAUGUUGGGGUCUCUACUCCUCCCCCCAAUGAUGAGUUCAGGCUUCAGGCACUCGUUGUCGAUGUGGCUCACCCACAUCUCAGGACCAACCCAGUUCCCAGAGUUCUCUGCGGUUCUGAUGCUGGAUGACAUCCAGGUGGGGUACUACGACACAAACAUAGACCAAAUCCUAAAGGUUGGUGGUGGAGGUGAGAAAGGGGCGGAGCUUGACCUGGGACAGCUGACGUUGGAUGUGCUGCAGGAGAUUGUAAUGGAGAUGAGGAUGAGGUUGGACAUGGUCAGAAAACAGCUGAACCUGACCUCUCCAGGCGUCUACGUUCAACAGAGGAUGGGGGCUUGUGGGGUCCAGGAAGACGGUCAGCCUUAUUUCAUCAUGGUCAGGGACGGUGCAAAUGGUCAUGAUGCCGACAGCAUCCAUUUUAACACAACCCACUUCCUGUACAGCGGUGGUGACGGUUGGGAUUUCCAGUUUGACACCAAGAGGGAGGUGUACGAGCAGAUGCGUUUCAAAACCUUCCUGACCUUAUGUGGCUUGACUCUGCGUAACCUGCUGAAGAGCGAGAAGCACCUGGUGAUGCGUCGUGUUCGACCUCGUCUACGCCUCCUAUCACAGCCGGGGGGGGGCGGGGCCCAGAUCACCUGUCUGGCCACAGACUUCUACCCUCGCCACAUCAACCUGACGCUGCUGCGGGACGGUGAACCCGUGGACGAGGAGGAAAUGACCGUUGGCUCGGUGCUGCCCAACGGCAACGGUCUCUACCAGCUGAGGAAGACGCUGGUGGUGGAUGAAGAGGAGCUGCAGAGGAAGCACAAGUACACCUGUGCAGCGUCUCACCUGAGUCUGGAUAACCGGCUGGAUGUGAGCUGGAGGGCGGAGUCUUUCCACUCAUUCAGAGUCUACGCCAUCUCUGCUCCCGUCGUCCUGGUGGUUGUCGUCGUCCUCCUGGGUGUGAUUAUGUGUGUGUGA
Cololabis saira (Pacific saury) is the source of this 1034-nucleotide messenger RNA. Its product is annotated as hereditary hemochromatosis protein homolog. The coding region runs from base 51 to 1034 and encodes 327 amino acids. The transcript has 3 exons. Lineage: Eukaryota; Metazoa; Chordata; Actinopteri; Beloniformes; Belonidae. Gene Ontology annotation, cellular component: external side of plasma membrane. The record is from RefSeq and is a predicted model, not a curated record. Gene Ontology annotation, biological process: immune response.